Messenger RNA from Sphenostylis stenocarpa, 1686 nucleotides. NCBI's taxonomy places the organism in Eukaryota, Viridiplantae, Streptophyta, Magnoliopsida, Fabales, Fabaceae. The record is from the annotation of a GenBank genome assembly.
AUGACCAACGCCACCCCACAAUGUUACCCUUCAAAACAUACCAAUCCCAUGCAUUCCCUCUGUCCUUUUCAUUCCAACACCAUGACCAAACCAAGAACCCUCAGUCUCACCUUCUUCAUGCAAGACAUCCAAAUUUUGGAGAUUUUUCUAGCGGUUCUUGUCUUCGUACUCAUUCAUGCUCUUAGACAAAAGAAGCAUCAUGGCCUGGUUGUUUGGCCUGUCCUUGGAAUGGUUCCUUCUUUGGUCACAGGACUUAGAACCAACUUGUAUGAAUGGAUCACAGAAGUGCUCAAAAGGCAAAACAGGACAUUCAGAUUCAAAGGGCCUUGGUUUAGCAACCUCAACUGCAUUGUCACUGCUGAUCCCCGCAACCUGGAGCACCUUCUCAAAACCAAGUUCCCUCUCUUCCCUAAGGGAGGAUACUUCAGGAACACAGUUAGAGACCUACUAGGAGAUGGUAUAUUCGGAGCAGACGAUGACACCUGGCAGAAGCAAAGAAAAACAGCAAGCAUUGAGUUUCAUUCAACAAAGUUCAGAAAAUUAACGACAGAAUCCUUGCUGGAGCUAGUCCACUGCAGGCUCUUGCCUGUGUUAGAGUCAUCGGUUAAGAAAUCUGUUGCAAUAGACCUCCAAGACAUUCUCUUAAGGCUAACUUUUGACAAUGUUUGCAUGAUAGCCUUUGGUGUUGAUCCAGGUUGUUUGCGCUUAGGUUUGCCUGAGAUACCAUUUGCCAAAGCCUUUGAGGAUGCAACAGAAGCUACAGUGUUUCGUUUUGUUACCCCCACGUGCGUUUGGAAGGCCAUGAGAUUUCUUAACCUGGGGGUGGAAAGGAAGCUGAAGAAGUCCAUAAAAGGGGUUGAUGAGUUUGCUGAGAAUGUCAUUCGGACUAGAAAGAAGGAACUCUCUUUGCAAUGUGAAGACACUAAGCAUAGGUCAGAUUUGUUAACUGUGUUCAUGAGGCUGAAGGAUGAGAAUGGAAAACCCUAUUCGGAUAAGUUUUUGAGGGAUAUAUGUGUGAACUUUAUAUUGGCAGGGAGGGACACUUCUUCGGUUGCUUUGAGUUGGUUUUUCUGGUUGCUUGAACAGAAUCCUGAAGUGGAGGAGAAUAUUCUGGCAGAGAUAUGCAGGAUGGUGAGUCAAAGGAAAGACAUAAAGAGGGAAGAGUUUGGUAAUUCUUUGAUAUUCAGGCCAGAGGAGGUCAAGAAGAUGGAUUAUUUGCAUGCUGCUUUAUCAGAAGCUCUCAGGUUAUACCCUUCUGUGCCUGUGGAUCACAAGGAGGUAGUCGAAGAUGAUACAUUCCCAGAUGGAACGGUACUAAAGAAAGGGACAAAAGUCAUCUAUGCAAUCUAUUCAAUGGGAAGAAUGGAAAGCAUAUGGGGGAAGGACUGGAAGGAGUUCAAGCCAGAAAGGUGGCUAAGAGAUGGGAGGUUCAUGAGUGAAUCUGCUUACAAAUUCACUGCAUUCAAUGGUGGUCCUCGUUUGUGCUUAGGCAAAGAUUUUGCAUACUACCAGAUGAAAUAUGCUGCGGCCAGCAUCAUAUUCCGGUACCGUGUGAAGGUGGUGGAGAAUCACCCUGUGGAGCCAAAGCUUGCCUUAACCAUGUACAUGAAGCAUGGCUUAAGAGUUAACCUAUAUAGGAGGGAUGUUGCACAAAUUCACAAACACUUAGAGGAGGGCUUCAAAUAA